Molecule: messenger RNA, 1495 nt
Organism: Anopheles aquasalis
Lineage: Eukaryota; Metazoa; Arthropoda; Insecta; Diptera; Culicidae
Gene: Fa2h
Product: Fatty acid 2-hydroxylase
Biological process (GO): fatty acid metabolic process; lipid biosynthetic process
Cellular component (GO): endoplasmic reticulum; membrane
Molecular function (GO): iron ion binding; fatty acid 2-hydroxylase activity
Source: RefSeq, a predicted model, not a curated record
GCCAGUAGUACUGAUUAGAACGCCGACCGUGCAGGGUCGCCGCUUUCCGCUGUUCAUUGUGCUCCACGGGAUCUGCCGGUAACACCGGAAGCACGUGACUGUCAGCGGGACUGGCAAUCGGUUUGCUAGAUCGGUGCAUCAUCGCGAAACGAGUUCAAACCACGAUAACGGACCCACAGCGUGUGCUUGUAAGGUACCAGCGGUGGGUGCAAGGAUCAUAAACACAGUGCGCGUGAAAUUAAACCCCCCCUCCCCCCGUACCGCCAGCCAUGGGACAGACGGAUCCUUUGGUCGUCCAGUAUCGGGGCGAUUGGUACGAUCUGACGGAGUUCGCACACAAGCAUCCGGGUGGCAAGAACUCGCUGGCCGGCCUGCACGAUAAGGAUAUGGAGGAGCGGUUCACACGCGCCCCAGGACACUCACAGGCGGCCAAAUAUUUGAUGAAGGAGUACCGGAUCCGUUCGAAAACCGUAGAACCCACGAAACCCACCAACGGGUACGCCAAAAAUGGAACCGCAAAGACAGCGAAUGGUAAGAUACCGAACGGUACUAGAAAUGGCAUCCACUCCGGAGCAAAUGGAUUGCACGCCAAGCCGUCCGCGGUGGAGGAGGAUACAGCAAGGUUAACCGACGACAGCAUGGAGCAUUUGGUCGACUGGAGCAAACCGAUGCUGUGGCAGAUACACAGAAUGCCACCCGGCAGCUAUGCCGAGUGGGUUAACAAGCCCGUCGAUCGGGAGCUACGCCUGAUUGGACCGGGCUGGAUAGAGAACAUGACCAGAACACCGUGGUGGAUCGUACCGGCCUUCUGGAUACCGGCCAUCUGCUACAUCACCCAUCUUGGCAGCCAGGAUCUGGCCAGCGCACGUGGAACCGAACCAUCGCUUCUAUCGGUGGAGCUGUACGUGCAGCUGGUGAUCGGUUGUCUGGCGUGGACACUGCUCGAGUACUCGUUGCACCGCUGGGUCUUCCAUCUCGAUCCGAAGCACAAUCGAUUCCUGCAAACGUUUCACUUUCUCAUUCACGGUCAGCACCACAAGGUACCGUUCGAUCCGUACCGGUUGGUGUUUCCCGUUCCGCCGGCCAUUCUGCUGACCACGUUCUUCUACCAACCCAUCUACUAUCUGUUUCCCUAUCCGAGGAUCACGCUUGCCGGUGGUCUCAUAGGAUACCUUAUCUACGACAUGAUACACUAUUACCUUCACUACGGAAGUCCGGCCGGGGGCCAUCUGUAUCACAUGAAACGGUAUCACUAUUCACACCACUUCGUUCACCACGAUCAAGGAUACGGCAUCAGUAGCGACUUUUGGGAUAAGCUGUUCGGAACACGAAUCAUGCUAACUAAGCUAAAGUACCUGCUAAAGUGGUGAAGUCACUGCUGAGGACCGGCAGAGACGCUACACGAUAACCAUACAGGGGGGAACCCGGGGCUGUAAAUUAUAUACAACAAUACGCACAACAAUAAAGUGUCGCUAGGAAGUACUGGGUUUCAUAA